AUGAAUCCUCAGCUAGCUGCAUUCAAGCAACUACCAGAAUAUCUAGAAUUAGAUCACUAUGUAAGGCAGAACAUCCUUACAAGAGAUAAGCUCGAUAUUCUGGAAAAAGAGUUAGCGGACAAACAUACAAGCAAAAAAAGUUUUUAUUCAAUCAACUCAAACACGGUGACGCGCGCCCUCCUCAGAACUGCUACCUGUUUGAAAUGGCAACGUGGUAUGAAAGGGGGUGGAGUGACCUUACUCUCAGCCCCAGACGAGAUUAAAUUCAAGAACCUCGUCAAUGAGAUGGCAAACGAGCUCAACUGUAUAACGACUGCAAUGGCUCGUGCAGUCGUAUACGAGUUGAAUGAAUACCGCCUCAAGUUUGCAUCACGAAAUUUUGAUUUGCAAAUUGCCCAAAUCUUGCUUUGCGCCUGA
This is a messenger RNA of Trichomonas vaginalis G3, 417 nucleotides long. RefSeq names its product DDE endonuclease family. The record is from RefSeq and is a predicted model, not a curated record. The transcript has a single exon. NCBI's taxonomy places the organism in Eukaryota, Parabasalia, Trichomonadida, Trichomonadidae. The coding region runs from base 1 to 417 and encodes 138 amino acids.